UCUCGGAAGUCAGAUUUAAAUUUGUUUACUUUUAAGACCGAAUAUAUAUUUUAGCUAUCUUAUAUCCUAAUUUGUUAAAGUGAGUGCUUAACUUGUUUAAAUAUACUGCUAUAUUAAAAUGUCAUCUCUGCAACCUAUUCACGCAUUAAGUUUGGAUUCAGUACAGCAACAAGCAUUUGUUAAAUACUUUCAUUCUUUACCUGAUAAACCGCCAACCACCGUUAGAAUUUAUGAUCGCAAUGACUACUACAGUGUUCAUGGAAUUGACGCGACCACGGCUGCGAGGGAGGUUUUUUCAUCCAUUUCAAAUAUCAAGAAAAUGGGUAUAGAACCUAGCCGGCUUGACUACCUAGUGCUUUCCAAAGGGAACUUCGAAAUCCUUAUAAGAAAAUUACUAUUGGUACGAAGAUACAGAGUUGAGAUAUACGUCACAGAAGGUUCUGUGAAAUCUUGCGAAUGGGCACUGAAGUACAAAGGGUCUCCGGGAAACUUAUCGCAGCUAGAAGAAAUACUUGGAGAGGGAUUGGGCUCUUCCACAGAGCAGGCGCCAUGCUUGAUGGCAGUAAAUAUUAAAAGUGACCCCGUCACAAAGGGUAGACUGCUAGGCGUAGCAUGUAUAUCUCAGGGUGACUAUCUCAUGUCCAUAUCAGAGUUCACAGAUGAUGAUCUCCUUACGGAAUUGGAGACAAUCGCUGUACAAAUGGCGCCUUCCGAAUGCAUCGUUGCGUCCGCUGAAAACGACGAUUACAAAGCUAUAAAAAAAGUCAUGGACAGGGCGAACAUAACGUUAACGAAAUUAAAAAAGACAGAGUUUUCUACGGAGGGUCUCAUCCAGGAUUUAAACCGACUACUGAAGUUCAAGGAAAGUCAGCAACAAGACGCAAACGCGUUUCCAGAGACAAGCAAACAGGUCGCUAUGACGAGUUUGGCUGCAGCUAUAAGAUAUACGUCGCUGUUAAACGAAAACACUAAUUUUGGGAGAUUCCGCUUGACCACCAUACAGCCAGACUGUUUCCUGCAUUUGGACGCGGCUGCUCUCACUGCCUUGAAUGUAUUACCGGAGUUGGGAGACACGAGUCACGCGCCUUCCAGAAGUUUGCUUGGACUCCUUGAUAGAUGUAGGACACAGCACGGUAAACGGCUGUUAGCUCAAUGGCUCCGUCAACCGCUCCGGGACAUAAACCUAAUAAAUGAGAGACUGGAGAUCGUGGAGUUGCUAGUGAACAGCUCUCAACUCCGUUUGCAACUCCACGACGACCAUUUACGGAGGAUACCCGACUUGCAAGCGUUGGCUCGACGGCUCACAAGGAAGAAGGCGAAUUUACAUGACUGUUAUCGUAUUUACCAGGCCAUCAACAGACUGCCAUCAUUAUUACAAUGUCUGGCGGAAGCCGACAACGCGACUGUACACUCUUCGUUGGCUGAACCGAUAUCAGAGCUGAACGACGACCUCGAUAAGUUCCAGCAGAUGAUUGAGACCACGGUGGACAUGGAUGCCGUUGAUAGAGGUGAUUUCUUGGUGAAACCAUCCUUCGAUGAACAGCUGCAAAGCCUAGCUGGUGAAUUAGAGAAACUGCAAUCCUCCGCUGAAAAGGAACUCAGUAAGGCCGCCAGAGACUUGGGCCUCGACGGUGGAAAGACUAUCAAAUUGGAAAUUAAUCCCCAAAAUGGGUUCUAUUUUAGGGUAACUAUGAAAGAAGAGCAAUCACUCCGCGGUAACAAAAAGUACACUAUAAUAGAUGCGGUCAAAGGUGGCGUGAGAUUCAAAACAAGCGCGCUAGAAAGUAUCACGGAUGAUUAUCUGCAGACAAAAAGUUCGUAUGAAAAGGAACAGGACAAAGUUGUCACAGAGAUUAUUGGCAUUGCUUCCGGUUACUCGGAGUGUCUCUUCUGCCUAUCCCAUAUCCUAUCUCGACUUGAUGUUCUGGUAUCGUUUGCUGUGGCUGCUACUACCGCACCAUAUCCUUACUGCAGGCCGCAAAUAACUGAGAGUCUCGAUGAGUUAACACUGAAGGAAGUCAGGCAUCCGUGCUUAGAGGUACAGGAGGGUGUUUCUUAUAUACCCAAUGACGUUACUUUUAAACGAGAUUCCUGUCUCAUGCACAUAGUAACAGGCGCCAAUAUGGGCGGCAAGUCCACUUGGAUGAGAUCAUGCGGAGUUGCGGUGUUACUCGCUCAUGCAGGGUGCUUCGUACCAGCGUCCUCCGCUAAGAUACCUCUACUUAGGGCACUUUGCGCCAGGGUUGGUGCAGCUGAUAGGGAGGAUAAGGGACAGAGUACCUUUAUGUUGGAAAUGAUCGAGUCAGCUGCUAUAUUACGGACUGCUAGUCCCGAUUCCUUGGUGCUGGUGGAUGAGCUCGGCAGAGGUACAUCCACGUAUGAGGGCUGUGGCAUUGCGUGGGCUAUCGCUGAAAAACUGGCGACGGAAAGCAAGUGUUUCUGUCUAUUCGCCACCCACUACCACGAACUGACGCGCUUGCCGAGUCUACACCCUAACGUCAUAGUCAACUCCCACGCAGAGGCCUCCGUGGUGGACCAACAGUUGUUAUUAUUGCAUAAAAUAGCGCCCGGACCCGCCACGCACUCGCUUGGAUUGCAUGUAGCGAAGCUUGCAGAUUUACCGGACUCUAUUAUAAAGUACGCAGAAGCAAAACAAGCUCAAUUAGAGACGAACCUGUUUGAAGUCGAGUCCUCCGUUAAGACUGAAGAAACCUCCGAAGGCCAGAAACUUAUCGUAGACUUCUUACGCAAAUGUAAAAAUAUACAAGAGUCCGUUGCUUCCGACGAUGAAAUGAUGGCAGAAAUAAACAAACUCAAACAAGAAGUAUUGCGACAGGACAGCAAAUAUGUAAAAUCUUUGCUAACGAUAUAAAAAAUCUGGGAGCUAUAUUUACAAUCUACUUGUUAAAGAUCCCAUAAGCCAAAAAAAUCGUAAUGCUCUCGACCAUUGCUAUAUGAAGUUUCAUUGAUUUCGAAUGGAUGAAGAAUAAAUAUUUUUGCCCGUUAAUAAAUAUUUUGCUUUAUUUCAAACUAGCUUAUGCCAUCACCUUAUUUAUAUAAGUUGUGGAUAGAUAUUGUGAAUCAAUUUCGGUUUUCAUUUUUUAAGUUAUGUUUGU
Messenger RNA from Pararge aegeria (speckled wood butterfly), 3116 nucleotides. It is a transcript of the gene spel1, whose product is annotated as DNA mismatch repair protein Msh2. NCBI's taxonomy places the organism in Eukaryota, Metazoa, Arthropoda, Insecta, Lepidoptera, Nymphalidae. Gene Ontology annotation, molecular function: mismatched DNA binding; ATP-dependent DNA damage sensor activity; ATP binding. The transcript is spliced from 16 exons. Gene Ontology annotation, cellular component: nucleus; MutSalpha complex. The record is from RefSeq and is a predicted model, not a curated record. Bases 119 to 2872 code for a protein of 917 amino acids. Gene Ontology annotation, biological process: mismatch repair; mitotic recombination.